AUGCUGACAAAGAUCCCUGUGGAAGUUUUGCUGCGUUUCAUAUUACCUCUGAUACAGCCGUAUGCGGUCGAUUUCACGAGUAAAACAUCUGCGUUGAGUGAUGAAGCGAUACGAUUGCUCUCCUAUAUUAUGAGUGUUGCACCGUGGAAGAGGUGUGUGAUCAUUUUAUCGAGUGAAUUUUUUGCAGACGAUUCGACAUGA
Molecule: messenger RNA, 201 nt
Organism: Anisakis simplex (herring worm)
Lineage: Eukaryota; Metazoa; Nematoda; Chromadorea; Rhabditida; Anisakidae
Source: the annotation of a GenBank genome assembly